UACAGGAAGGAUUCACUUGGAUCGACUAUGCUACACAAAAGAGCAUAUCGAGUACCACAGUAACUACGACAUAUCGAACAAAGCGUUGACAUUCGAGCGCGAAUUUCACAUUUUACGGACUAUAAUCGGCAUUUGGAAGAGAUGACAGACCAAGUUCAAAUGCUAUUACUAAGUAGUCUGCGAAAUACGAUCAGUGAAGAGAAUGUCGACCUCGUAGCAAGGCACCAUGGCUUACUCGAAGACGUACGAAAUCUGCAAAAUGAUCAGAAUGAAGAUUUAACAAUGGCUACGGAGACUGCAUUUUUUUUGAAAAAGGUGCUCAAGCUGUCGGACUUGAUAGUUGCUAUGAAGGCAUUCAACCACAGCUAUGCAUCGCAACUUGAAGUAAUUGAAACAAAGCUGCAACGUCUAUCGACCCUCGUGGAGCAGGAUAAGUGUCUGAACGCUGGUGGUAAAUUUGAAUGGGUGGAUAGUAUGUUGGUGAAAUCUUUACAAGAAGGAUCUUGGCUGCUGAUUGAUCAGAUCAACUUAUGCAGUCCUGCAGUAUUGGACAGGCUUAAUGGACUCCUGGAACCUAAUGGAGUACUGACCAUAGGAGAGCGAGGUGUGGAUGAAGAAGGCAAUGUCAUCGUCGUCAAGCCACACAAUAAUUUCAGGCUAUUUUUGGCAAUGGAUCCACGCUAUGGUGAAAUAUCAAGAGCUAUGCGUAACCGGGGAGUCGAAAUUUAUAUCCUUGGAGAACAAGAAGGCCUGGAGACUGAUGUUAUUGAUCUUAGAUCAUUGCUACAUAAUUCCAAGCUUACCAGGAGCAGCCAACAAAUGGCGCUACUCAGAAUUCAUGACGAGGUCUUACAGAAUGCUCAGUCUGGUCAAAAGCCAAGUGUUGCUCACUUGUUGCAUGCAGCAUUUCUGAUACAUCAACAAAUAUCUAGGGGAUCUUCAAUCCCACAAGCUGUCGAGUCUGCCUGUAUUGAUGUUUAUCUCAGGUCAAGGUUUGUAAAUCACCUACCAACAAGAGAUCGUUUGAUUUCAAUCAUUAAAGAAAAUACGAGCCAACUACUUUGCACGAAUGAUGACCAAGAAUUCAUCGAUUGGAGCUCUGUUACCUGGAAGACAAAUGAAUUACAAAAAAACUGCCAACUAGCCCUUAUCAGACAGCAGGGAGCGAUACUGUCAGCUAUUAUCAAGAAACAUCAGUCAUUUACACCAUCUGCUCAAAGUAAUGGUCAUCCUAAAUUAACGACCAGUUUUUUGAAUGAUAUUCUCGAAAUAACAAGCCGAGAAUUUACUUUGGACAUUGAUAUAAAUGAAAUUAUGCCGUAUCUAUUGUUACACUUCUACCAAAUGUCUUCGCUAGAGGAUUGGAGACUGAGAUAUUUAUGGCUUUCAAAAAUACUGUCACCUGAUAACGAUUUGCUAGACUUGAGUCGCAAAAACUCUGAACUAGCCAACGAGAUUUCAAAAUUCGAAUUCAGUUACACAACUACUAACUUACCUUGGCAUCCAGAAUACUCACCAGGAAUCGUGGGGAAUGAAUUACGUCAGAAAAACCUAAAUGACAGUAACAGGUUGAUGAUAAUAUUAUACAUGUGCGCCCUAAGUUUGAUGGAGGCUAAUUUGUUGAAAGAGCAAACGCUGUCGAAAGAUCAAACAUUGAUUUCAAUUCAGCAAUAUUCUAACUACGUAUAUCAUGGAAAAUUGACAGCAAGCUUUACCAAACAUCCACUGGUAUUGAAUUUCGUUACAUUUCUUACUCAAUUGGAUAAAUGUAUCAAUCUUGCACUCCGAGAUGAUUCAGUGAUUGUGGACACUGUCAAUUGUAUCUAUAUAAAGAAGAACCUGAAGUGGCGAACGCGAUUCUACAAUUUGGGGAAUCUCACAUUGAUAAACAAACUGCAAAACUCUAAGCACAAUAAUAACCAGCUAGAAGAAGUAUCACUGCUACUGCGAGUUCACUAUAAAUGGUUGAUCAAAUUUUUUGUCAAGCUUUUUAAAACCUGCAAUGAAUUUGCACUAGAUCAAGAAUGCCGAAUUGCCAUCAAAGUACUCUUUGCUAUGAUUGACGACAUGAAUAAAUCAUUAUCAACAGCGAACGAUCCCUUAAGAGUAAUAUCAAAACAAGUACAGAAAUUCUUGAGUCUUCCGACACCAUAUGCGUCGCAGAUAGUAGUUAAUAUGUAUCCAAGAUUAAGGCAAGUGUCUGAUGUUCACUGUGUUACAAAAGACAAAGGCGCACCUAGAUUAAAGCAAGAUUUGCAAUUAACCAUACUACAAAACUCUGAAUUUUUGGAAACAAGAUUCAAAUUGGUUAGUUGGUGGCAGGAGAUAUAUUGUACAUCAGAUUUAAACGAAAAAAUUCCAUCGAGUCUCACAGAGAUAGAAAGAUCUUACGAAGAUGAACACAUUGCUUUAAGAACGCCUACUGAAACCGCAGAUGUGCUAAGUAAAGUGCGAACAAUCUGUGAUAAAGAGAUGAUACUUAGAUCAGCAGAAGUACAGCUGUGGCCCAUCUAUGAAUAUAUAUUUUCAAUAAUUGCACACAAUGUUCAAAGAAGAGUUUGCUGCAAAUUGUCGAAUGAUUCUAUUGACACAAUGAUCUCGAUAAAUCUCUUAACCAUGUUUGUAAAAAUUCCUACCAUUCCAGUAAACGUACUCGCUAUUUUAAACGCUGUGAUAUCAAAACUUGACCAUCCCUCAGAAGCAUCAAAAUUAUUACCAGAAGUAUUUCUUCGACUUUCCAAACACACUGAAAAUUCUUGCGCAGUCAAAAAUCCUGGAAAAAUGUUACACUGGCAGAGGAUUAAAGAUGAAGAUGUUGAACACAGGAAUUUGGAUGAAGAAAUUGAGGUGGAGUAUCCAAUGUACGGGGCAUCAUUAGUUAGCUUGGUAUCAGAGUUAAUAUUGGAGAAGUCGGAGAACAGCAAAAACGAAUCUAUUCUUUCAAUAGCAAUGCUUGGAUCAUAUAGAGCAAGAAAUAACCAAUUAAAAAUAGUAAAUGAAAUCUUAUGGAAGAAUGCGGUAACAUUUAAUGCGAUAGAAUAUCAGUACAAAUGGAACGAUUUUGGCACACUAGAGUCAUAUUUAGAUACGUACUUGACAGCUGUAGCAAAAGCAGAAGCUGAACUUGGCGUACCCUGUGUUGAUAUGCGAAAUGUGAAUUUUGAAUCGAUGCGUGAUCCAGUAUACGAAUAUCACCAUUCACUAGAUGAUUUACGUCGUUUCGCAAUGAGGUUGAAGACCAAGGAAAUAUCAGAAAAUGAUAUUGAAGAAGUAGGAGUUAUGUGGGCAUUGUUAGGGUAUGUUCAAGUUUGUGUAUUCAGCAACUUGGGUUACAUUGAUCCAGUACACAAAGUUGGACUUAAACUUAAAUACAUUAAAGAAGACAUAAUUGACUGUCAGAAGACACUGUAUAUCGCUGAGUUGCAGGCGAGACUCAUAGGAGAUUGCGUAGGAAGUCAAAAUAUGCACCCCGACAUCCGAGAAAUAGCAAGUUAUAUGAGAAACCUGUUGAUUGAAGAAGCCAAUCUAAAAACCUACAACGCGAUUAGACCACCGUCAUCCGAAUUUGUUAAUUUAACGAGAGAAAUCGCUGACUUUAGAAACAGUCUGGGUUCUUACACCAUACUUCAAAAGCACUUGAACAAAUUAACUAGUCUCGUAGAACAAUUUCAUGAAAAUCGAACUACGAUUAACGUGAAGCUUGUUCAAAAUGUCAUAAGAGAAGUAGAAAUGUGGCAGGAUUCUGUCAACAGAUUUUCCGAUGAUAUGGAGCAUAGAUUUCUGCCUGGAUAUCCUGACCUAGUGCUACCUCUACUUUCUGCAGUGGCUCAGAUGAAGCAUGGAAUAAAUAUUUUGGUUGAAAAUAUUAAGAAAAUUAGUAGCAUCUUUAAGGUUAGUUGUAAGGAAUAUAAAAUAGAGUCGUUUAUGAGUAAUUUGGUACAAUUUCCAACUAUUGGUAAUGAUCAAGAGGAUCUUCUUGUCUUGGUAGAUUUAUUACCAAGUGAAAUAACGAAAGAAAUUAUCUGCAAAAAUAUCCGUACCGAGAACAAACUUUCCUGUAAACGAGAAAUCUUUAGGAUGAUUAAAUGUAGCUUGUGUGAGUUGCGUAAUUAUAUCGUGUUGAAUGGAAAUUUAUCAAAUUCCUUGUGGUCGAGGUUCAACUCCUUGCUUCAACAAGUUGUACUUACCUGGCAGCAGCAGGAAAAGGAAAAAGAGGAAAAACAAAUACGAGAAGAUGGCUUGUUCAAAAAUAAAUGCCUCACAAAGGGCGAAUCCUUGACUGAAGAUGAAGAGAUUACGAUAGAGUUGCACAAGUUAUUCCCUAGAUACCAUGAAGUAGAUUUUGGAAACAUUGAAACUGAUGAAAAUCCAUCAUUGGAGAAAAAUUUCUGCCAAACAGAACGAGAAGAAGAUGAAACUUAUAAUGGGCUCAUUACGCAAGAAGAUAUUCAACAUAUUAAUGAAUUACAUGCUACUGUGGUUCAGUCAUUUACCUCUUGUUAUUGGCUAGAAAAUAAUUCAAAUUCGUACCGAGUUGAGUACAUUGGUCCCCUUAUGCAGAGGUACAAAACAUUUGGUUUGUUACUAGACAACACCCGAUCUGGCUUAACGAAUGCUUUGACUACAAAGUUAUAUACUAGCUUGAAUUUUCUUGUUACGGCAACAGCAGCUAUCAGUCAAGGGGACGAUAGCGAUUUGUUUGGCAAUACUCAUGGCGGGACUAAAAACUCUAAAUCCUAUGAUUUUUAUAAAGAUAGUAACGUGAAGGAAGCUAAAGAAUGCUUACCUAUUCUGGAACAUAUCGUAGAUCGAGUUAGAAGUUUAUUAAUCGAGUGGCCAGAACAUCCGUCGCUAAAAGCAAUCGACACUAUUAUACAACGGAUAUACAGUUUUCCUAUAACAUCUUCGCUGUCUAGAUUUUUGACAGGACUGGAGCUUUUGCUGGUGAAAAUGCAAGAAUGGGAACAAAAUGCUCACAGUGCAGUUAGCCUGACUGAGUACUCGAUGGUACUAACACAGCAGAUUAUUUCUUGGAGACGAUUAGAGUUAUCUUGCUGGAUGGACUGCCUGAACGUCACAUUCGAAAGAUCCAAAAUGCAGGCAUCUAAAUGGUGGUUCUUUAUCUACGCUUUAAUUGAAGGAUACUUGACUGAAACCCAGGAUGCAACCGGGGAUCCAGAACAGGUUACCAAAGGGAAAUUGAUAGAAUCGUUGCACUUAUUUAUGAACACAUCUACCUUAGGCGAAUAUUCAUCUCGUCUCAACUUACUUUUCACGUUUCAUUGUCACAUAUGUCAUAUGGCAUCAAACGAGAGAAGGGAUAAACUUCUCUCAAUUUUCUGGAAUUUUUAUAAAUAUUACGAACAGUUCACGGAGACUGUUAACAACAGAAUUGUUAGCCUGAAAGCUCCUAUAGAAGAAAAAUUGAAAGAUUUUGUUAAAAUUGCUAGAUGGAAUGACAUCAGUUACUGGGCAGUAAAAGAAACUAUCGAGAAAACCCACAGAACGUUGCACAAAUUUAUUCGGGAAUACGAAUCCAAAUUAAAACAGAAUGUAUCACUGUGCUUAGUGGCAAUGCCAGUAGACUGCAAGGCAGGAAAUAGAUCAGAGAUGUGGGAGAAGCCUGUGAAUAUCGAAUAUUUUAUUAAUCAACAAGACAAAUCUGUUACAAGUACAAUGGCUUUUGAGGAGGAUGACAAACUACUUUUGCAAGGCACACUACUUUCCAAAACAGAGACUCUUUUGAGCAGAGCAAAGAAACUUUGCCGUGAAACUAUUCUAAUGACUUCAUACCCAGCAUUGCGUACAGGCAUUGAACAAUUCAUACAAGAGGUCAUGGACCACAGUUUGCAUUUGAAAAAUAUGGAUAUCGACCGAACGCAACCCAAGCCAAAACAGAAAUCUCAAGCUAAGAGUAUACUUCAGCAGAAGAGAAUGGCCUUGGCUACAUAUUUCAAAGCCCUAACUCUUGUAGGAGUAUCCUAUCGGAUCGGCACUUUAACAUGGAAUAACAAUUUAGACAAAGUCAUGGACCUAUCGGUUCCGCCAUUGAAUAUACGGGCAGCAUUUUUAUCGUUACGUAAAACAAAGGCGGACACAGAGAUGCUUCAAUUGUGGGAAUGCUGUGAUAAGUACUAUUAUAAAUCCUUUGUAAUGAUAGACGCCGUUGAUAGAGCAUUGACAACUAAUAAAAUAGAUCUAGGCCCGCAGAAUGUAGAACGAUGCAGAGGAUUCUCUACUCAUAUCAUGCUGUUAGCCCACGAGCAAAAGCGGAAGUUCACCGAGUCAUUUAAUUACUUUCUCUCACUCAGAUUGCAGCUUGAAAACUUGUCAAAUAUUCAAAAGAAUGAUUUGGAUAUUCCUGAGCAGUGUGAACUUGUUAAAGCUGCGGACAGUCUCAAACAACUGUUAAUAUCAAUGAUGACUUGCUUAGAACAGAUUAAAUUAUACUUGAAAACUUGCCCAAGUGAACCAGAGUUUGGCUCGGAACCAGUAAAACAAGUCAUCACGAUAGAUUCAAUCAAUGUUCCAAUGAUCAAUGCUAAGAAAGGAGACAUUAUCUGGGAAGAUGCAAAUUCCAUAAUAGAAAAAUGUUCCCAGAGAGCGACUGAUAUAAAAAAUAAAUUUGAUUUUGUUUUUCCGUGUGCGAAAGUUCAAUACAAGUUAGAUAAAGACCAAUGUAAACUAACUUACAUUGCAACAUCAGCACAGUUUUCAUUUUUGAAUGAAAGUUGCGAAACUAUUGAGGAAAUUGGAAUUGCCAUCAAAAAUUUAAAGCAGCUCUUUUCCGUAGAACACAAAAAAGAUUGCCAUCCAAUAUUGGAAAAUAUUUCAUGGUUGGAACAGAAAAUGAUAAAUAACAUCAAUCAGUUAAAAGAGUUAAAGAAAGUAACUAAAUUCAAACUGGAAUGUCAUGAUGUCGAGGAUCAUAUCACUGUCAAGAAAUGUCAACAAGAUUUAGAUCUUUUAAUAAACAUUGUUUUAAUUGCGAUACAAAAACUAUAUAAAAAGAAUUUGGCGUUCAACAAAGAAUUCCCAAUGGCAAAAGGCACAUGCACCAAAGACGAAUACCAAGAAAGUAACUUGGAAGAGAAGCAAUUAACUAACAAAUUAAUAGGAUCUUUAAACACUGACAUCCAUGAGCUAUCUCUAGAGACUGUUUUUCGGAGCAUGAACCAACUCUUAACAUUGAUAUCCGGAAGUACUGUGCACACAGCUAUAACUUGUAACAGACUACUGCUGAGAUGGCGGCCGUUGUUGGAACAAUAUCUUUUGUUUGUGGAAUUUUACCUGAAUGAGCAGCUCGCUGCUUUCAGAACAAUUUGCAAGAUGUCGUAUUUGCAGCUUAACGUAUUUCUGGAUUUAGCAACGAAUGGAUUUUGUGUACCAAAGGAUCUUGAUAUGGAUGAAGGAAUGACGGAUGAAUCCCAAGAGAGUGUGGAGAAGGGGGGAAUGGGCCUGGGCGAUGGGGAGGGUGAUAAAGAUGUGUCUGACAGAAUUGAGACGGAAGACCAGCUAGAUGAUGCAAGGCCAGAAAAUGAAGAGAGAGAAGAAAAGGAAGACAAAGAUUGCAAGGAAGAAGAUGCUGGAAUCGAUAUGUCUGAAGACUUUGACAGUAAGCUACAAGAUUUUGAAAAAAAAGACAGUGACGAGAUCGAAGAUAAUGAAAAAGAUGACAAAGAUCUAGAUAAACAGAUGGGCGAGACGGAAAAAGAUGCUGAUUGUCUUGAUGAGAAAAUAUGGGGAGAUGAUGAGAAUGAACAAGAUGGAGAAAAUAAAGAUGACAAGGAUGAAAAUAAAGAUCAAGGCGGUGGAGAGGAAAGCAGUGAGAAGGAAAUUGGCGCUAAGGAAGAUCAAGCCGAAAAUGACCAGGAUACAGACAAUCAGGAGCCGCAAAAAGAAACAAGUGAAGAAGAAAAGAAUGAAAUCAACGAAAUCAAUGACCUAAAUGAAAAUGAUGACCAGAUCAAUCCUUACCAUGGUAAGCACCAGCCAGAUCCUGAACCAGAACCUUUCGAUCUACCAGAGGAUAUGAAUCUAGAUGAUGAAGAUGUUAAAGAGGAUAAACAAGAUAUGGAAGAAAACCCUUUUGAUAUAGAUGCAAUGAAGGAUGUUAUGCCACCACCAGAAACAACAGAGGCAGAAUUGAAUGAAAAUCCUGAAACGGAUAAUAAAAGUGAAGAUCACGACUCCAGCGACGAGGAGGGAGAUAAUCCUGAGGAGAGCGAUCUGGCACUGGAUGCUCAAGAGCCAGAUGAAAAUGAAAAAACAGAAACUGACUUACCAGAUAGUGAUCAACAAGCUGGAAGACCACUGGUGGAUGAAGAGGAAGAAACAGAUGAAAAGAAAAACGAAGAUAAAGAAAAUGAUGAAGAUACAAAGGAAGAUAAUAUAGCAGAGCCAAGCAUGGAUGCAGGAAGCAAGGAAACUGAUGCGGCAGAACAGGUCGAUGCACAUAAAGGAGGAUCGCGAGACAAAGUUGCAGAUACGUGUGAAGUGGAGGAAAAUGCAAAUCCUAUGGAAGAGAAUAGUCAAAUGGAGAAUAAUGACAAAGGCAUUGGCCAAGCUCAUUCCAAAGAACAAGAGCAGGGGCAAUCGGGCUCUUCUAUGCAACAUAGCACACCUGUCGCUGACAAGAAUUUGGAAAAUAUCAAGGCAGAAAAACGAAAGAAUCCCGGAACGAGUGAUGAAAAUCGUAGUUUAGUUGAUAAAAUGGAAUCAGAGUGUAAGAAGUUGAAAACUAUACACAAAAAAGAAGAACAUGUUCCUGACAAUAUGACACAAAAUCCUCCAAUUGAAGAAAGUGAUGAGGCUGAAAUGUAUCAACAUAUUAAGAGUGCAGAUAAAUAUGACAAACACACUCUAGAUGCGGCAACUGAAGAACAGGUAAGAGAACAAGCUUCAAAUAUAGAAAACCAAGAGAUUCCCGAUGAGAAGAAUGAUACAAUGGACGUAGAGAUGCAUGCAGAUGAAGAGCACGAACAUCACAAUGAAAACGAUGUACAAAAUCCAGAAAAGCUUUCCGAUGCAAAUAAAGAUAAAGAAAUAGUCUCAAGAGCUAAAGAAAAAAAACGUGCUGAAGAUGGCCAAAGAGAUAUGAAUAUUGAAGUAGAUGGUGAGACAGCAGAAACAGCAAGGGUUGGUAGAGGCUAUGAAACAAUGUUCCAUACUAACAUCAGAGACUCUGAAGAUAGUAUUCUUCCAUCUAAAGUACUUGAGCAGAAACGGCUCGAAGUUGAAGCGAUGCUAGGUCAAUGGUCCCAAAUGCCACCAACGGAAGAAGCGACAGCUGCGUGGAAUUGUCUUAGCACUUUGACAGACGGACCCGCGAGAGAUUUGAGUGAGAAAUUACGAUUGGUUUUAGAGCCUACUCAGGCAUCGCGAUUAAAAGGAGACUAUAGAACAGGGCGGAGAAUAAACAUGAGAAAAGUCAUUCCGUACAUUGCUAGUCAGUUCAGGAAGGACAAAAUUUGGAUGAGACGUACUAAACUAUCAAAACGUGACUAUCAAAUAGUUUUAGCCGUAGAUGAUUCGAGCAGUAUGGCUGAUAACCACUCAAAGGAGUUAGCGUUUGAGUCUCUUGCGCUGAUUAGCAAAGCUAUGACAUAUUUGGAAGUUGGACAACUAUGCGUCAUGAAUUUUGGCGAAACUACACACGUUCUUCACCCACUAGGAGAAGCCUUCAAUGAACACACUGGCUCUAAAUUAAUACAGCAAAUGAGAUUUGAGCAAAAGAAGACAAUGGUAGGACAAUUGGUGGAUUUCACUGUGGAUAUGUUCUCAAGUCAAGCUAGUUCAACGGACAACGCCAAAUUGUUAGUUGUGCUGUCUGAUGGGCGGGGUAUCUUUUCCGAGGGUGUAGACAAAGUGAACUUUGCUGUUAGAAGAGCAAGGAUGGCCGAUAUAUUUUUGGUUUUUAUUAUCGUUGAUAAUCCCAUAAACAAAGAUUCAAUUCUGGAUAUUCGAAUGCCUGUUUUCCAAGGUGGCAAGUUAGUUAGUAUUCGUUCAUACAUGGACAAUUUUCCAUUCCCAUUCUACAUGAUACUGCGUGACAUAAAUGCAUUGCCAGCUGUCCUCAGCGAUGCCCUUCGACAGUGGUUUGAACUAGUUGGUAAAAUUGAUACGUAGACUGCACAAUUAUGUAGUUGCAACUAUUAUUUAAUUUGUUGUAAAUCUCAUAUUUUUACCACAAAUGAAAGAAGUUGUCAAGCUUCAAUCUCAGUACAUUAUCUACCUAUACAUACGAGGAAAGAAAAAAUAGCGCUAUUAUGUGCUUCCGAAAGAAGGAAAUAAAGAGUCAUUAGUUUUACAGGAAAGAUUGUAUAAAUUCUUCAUUUCUGAAAUACCAA
Neodiprion virginianus is the source of this 10349-nucleotide messenger RNA. RefSeq names its product midasin-like. NCBI's taxonomy places the organism in Eukaryota, Metazoa, Arthropoda, Insecta, Hymenoptera, Diprionidae. Bases 142 to 10128 code for a protein of 3328 amino acids. Gene Ontology annotation, molecular function: ATP hydrolysis activity; ATP binding. The record is from RefSeq and is a predicted model, not a curated record. Gene Ontology annotation, cellular component: preribosome, large subunit precursor. The transcript is spliced from 10 exons. Gene Ontology annotation, biological process: ribosomal large subunit assembly; rRNA processing.